GGACAUGAACCUGAGAGGGAUGAACUCAAUAAAACAAAUAUGCGAAACGUGGAUGAAGUCACAAUGAAGAAAAUUUUAAUGGAAAAACGACUUGAAAUAUAACACGAGUAUGCCUUCAUCACUAAAGAUGUAAAAGAGGACAUCCAGAUCCUAAGAUCGGAAUGAUUACUUUUUCUAUUAGCCCAGGCUAGGGAGAGAUGCAGUAUCAAACAGUCCCCAACCCCAGUGACUUAGCACAAGGAGGAGUAUUUGACAGGCACACCAGGAACUUAAUGUGUACAGUGGCGGCUCUGCCUGUACUGAGGUUUCUUGGUUCCUUGCAUCUGGUGUUAUUAUUUUGCAAGGUGUUCUCCUAGGGUUCUGCCAUGCAUCAAGCAGGAAGAGAGGACUAUAUCUGAGAAUGUUUUACAAUCCUGAAGAGGGAAACCACACACCUACUCAUGCUUUAUCCUCCAAACCACGUGGCAUAGCAGUCAGCCAAACUGGAAAAGAAAUAGAAACAAGAUUGGAGCUUAUUUGGUCAGUCUCUACUCACACAUGAAAGGUUACAACAAUUCUAGUUAAAAAUGAUAGAAGUAAAAAAAUAAAGACAUGCUUUCUUUUAUUUCAUAUAGCAGAUAAAUGUCCUACUUUGUUUAGGCACUAUUUCAUGUGCUAAAUAAAGAGGAAGUUAUAGAAAGUUUCAACAUUCGUGCCACUGUAGGACUUAAAAUCCUACUUGUGGAAAGUACAAAAAUCAAGAAUUCUCCGGAGAGCUGUCGAAUGUUAUUAAAACGGAGCAAAGGAGCGGAUGCACAGAAAUUCCCACAAUGUGUACCCUGUUGGCAGUCAUGUCCAGUCCAGUUCUGCUGAGCAAAAGAAGGGGAAAUUCCAAAUCUGGCCAGAAUGGAGUGAAUCUGAUAUAAAUGCAGAAAAGUGGGAUGCAGGCAAAGGAGGGAAAGAAAAGGACAAAGCAGGGAAGAGCCCUGUACUUCAUUUCUUUGAAGAUCCUGAAGGAAAGAUCGAAUUGCCACCAUCGUUGAAAAUUUAUUCCUGGAAACGUCCACAGGAUUUUGUGACAAAUCGGACUCCAGUAGUUGUGAAAGAUGAGAUCACAUUUGAUUUGUUUUCAACAAAUGAACAUUUAUUCUGCAGUGAGUUGAUGAGGUGGAUUAUCAGUGAAAUCUGUGCAGUAUGGAAAAUAUUCAAUGGCGAGAUUUUAAGCAAUUUUAAAACAGCUUCUGGGGAAACUCCUGUUCUCUUCUGGAAACCUUGGGAACAUAUAUAUUCCCUGUGCAAGGCUGUGAAAGGCCAUAUGCCUUUGUUCAAUAGCUAUGGAAAGUAUGUGGUGAAACUUUACUGGAUGGGUUGCUGGAGAAAGAUAACUAUUGAUGAUUUUCUACCUUUUGAUGAAGAUAACAAACUGUUGCUUCCAACCACAACCUGUGAAUUCGAACUCUGGCCAAUGCUGCUGUGUAAAGCUAUCAUUAAGCUGGCAAAUGUUGACAUUCAUGAAGCACAGAGGAGAGAAUUGGGAGAGUUCACAGUUAUCCACGCACUCACAGGAUGGUUACCAGAAGUCAUUCCUCUUCACGAAGGAUAUGUGGACAAAGUUUGGGAGUUCCUGAAAGAAAUCCUGCCUGAGUUUAAGCUGUCAGAUGAGCCCAGCUUUGAAAACAAAAUAACAGUGAUAGAUACAAAGAUAAAAGAAGCAGUAAAAACUGCAAAGGACGGCAAAGAAGGAAAAGAUGGCAAAGAUGGCAAAGAAGGAAAAGACGGAAAGGAAGUGAAAGACUCCAAGGAAUUCAAACCCGAAUCUUCCGCAACUACUCUGAAAGGACCUGAGAAAAGUGACAGAUUUCUCAAGGAUGCAAAAGACCCCGGGAAGAAGAGAAAUAAAGAUGGAGACAAAGAAAAGGACAAGGACAAAUUCAAACUGUCUCGACAUGGUUCAAGACCCUCGUCCGAUGUGUAUAACUCUGUGCAGUCCCUGUCAGAUUGUUCUUCACCAACGCAGUCCCCUUAUAUGGCUGUAUAUGCCACAUUUAAGCCUCUCUAUUUGUAUGAAAAAAAUAUCUUUACAUUAAGGAAUAUGGCGGACUCUGCUGAAAAGGUUAGAGAAUAUGGACUUUCCCAUAUCUGUAGCCAUCCUGUGCUGGUGACAAGAAGUAGGUCUUGUCCCCUUGUAGCACCAUCAAAACCACCCCUGAUACCACCGUGGAAACUCAUUCGCUAUAAAAAAGAAACUGUGAUAACAGAUGAACCGCAAGUUUCAGUAAUAAAGAAGCCUGAACAGUUUCUUGAGAUCUCAAGUCCAUUUUUGAAUUAUAGAAUGACUCCAUUUAGAGUUCCAAAAAGAACGCAUAAUGUACAAUCUGUUAUUAAGAAAGGAUUGCCUCUAGAAUCUGGUUUAUUGUCCAUCACAGAAACUGAUGAAACUGAAGACUUCAACCAGUCAGAAUUGGAUCAGGUGAUGGGGGCUCCAACUCAGGCUAAUACUGUCCCACAAUCUGUUCCUGUUAAAGAAGAGCAAACAGUCCCUCGACUGAGUGAUGCUCAUCAAACCGAUGGUCUUCCUUUGGAUAAAAUUUUGGUCAGUCAAACAACAGCAACAGUAGAAAAAUCACAGGAUGACUUUGCAGUAGUUCAUAAUGGUGAUUCCAAAGAAACUUGGUUAGAUUUUGAAGACUUCUGUGUGUGCUUCCAGCACGUAAUCAUUUUCCACAAGCCAGGUUCUUACUGCCUUACCUUUCAAAAAUCAGAAUUUAAGUUCUCAGAAGAACGUGUGUCGUACUAUCUAUUUGUGGACAACCUAAAACCUAUUGAACUACUGGUUUGUUUUUCUGCACUGGUACGCUGGGGGGAAUCUGGAGCUUUAACUAAAGACAGCCCUCGUGUGGAGCCUGGACUCCUAACAGGUGAAACGAUUACUUGGAAGUCUCUGAAGCCACUCAGUUCUGUUCUGAGGAUUCACACGUAUGCCACCAAGGCCGCCAUGGUGCAGCUGCCUGCAGGGAGACACAUGCUGCUCUUCACCGCGUACUCCCCCGUGGGCCACUCCAUACAUGUCUGCAGCAUGGUGACUUUUGUCAUGGGGGAUGAAGAUAUUGUGCUACCCCACUUUGAACAGGAGAGCUACCGAUUUACAGAGCAGUCUCUAGUGAUUUUGAAAGCUGUUGGAAAUGUGAUGGUUAAUUUCAAAGAUAAGGCUAAACUUUCUGCAGCUCUGAAAGAUCUGCAAGCAGCUCACCUCCCUGUCACUCUUCAUGAUAAGGAGCUUACUGCCCAGCACUUCAGGGUUUUUCAUGUUUCUUUAUGGCGUUUAAUGAAAAAAGCUCAACUAGCAAAGCUUUCUUCAAGCUUCAAAUUUGCAUUCCGGGCUCUGGUUUUGGAUGUGGAAACUCUUGAUCUCAUCUCAGAGGAUGCUUCUAUAGCCGAAUGGGGAGACAUUAAAUAUCCCACAUCAACAAAGGAGAAAGAGUGUCCUCCUGAGGAAGUAUCAGCGGCAAUUAAAAUUCAAACCAGGUGGAGAGGGAUGUAUGUUAGGCUCCUUAUGAAAGCCAGAACACCAGGCACAAAGGAAAAUCUCAGUGUUGCAGAUGCUCUUCAGAAAAUUUGGGCAAUAUUGGAACUGAAUUUAGAACAAUAUGCACUGUCUCUGUUAAGAAUCAUGUUUAAAACUAAGUGCAAGUCUCUUGAAUACUAUCCAUGCUAUCAAGAUGAAGACACUAAGCUUGCUUUUGCUGACUAUAUUUUGACCUAUCCAGAUCAGCCACCAAAUUCACCAUUUAUAGUAUUCAGAGAAACAUUUUUUAUUCCUCAAGAUAUGAUUUUGGUUCCCAAAAUGUAUACUACACUUCGAAUUUGCGUACUACACGUUGUUAAUAAUGACACAAUGGAACAAGUGCCAAAGGUCUUCCAUAAAGUGGUGCCUUAUCUUUAUACCAAGAAUAAGAAGGGAUACACGUUCGUGGCAGAAGCAUUUAGUGGUGACAUGUUUGUGCCGGCCUCACAAUGGAAACUGCGCCUCAUUGGCCCUUACACCCCGCUUCCAUUCCUCUCCCGAGAAACUCCAUGCAACACCUUCUCCAUAAAGGAAAUCAGAGACUACUACAUACCUAAUGAUAAGAAAAUUUUAUUCAGGUACUCUGUUAAAGUGGCAUUAGUACAACCUAUUACAAUACAAGUGCGCACAUCCAAGCCAGAUGCUUUCAUCAAGCUGCAGGUGCUAGAAAACGAAGAAACUAUGGUGAGCUCCACUGGAAAAGGCCAAGCUAUAAUCCCAGCGUUUACUUUCUUGGGGAAUGAGAAAUCUGUGAGUUUCCAGUCUAACAAGAAAGUUCUUCCAUAUCAUAGUCCACCCAAGAAAGAGUCAGAAGUAUAUACUAAGAAGAAAUCUGCUCCAGGAAGUCAAAAACCCUACAAGAGUAGACGCGGAAGUGUGUUAGUAGACAGUGCCCUGCCUCUGUUGGAAGACGAAGUAAUCACUGUGCUCCCCACUACAGAAGAGAAUUCUGCCAUGCCCCAGCAGGAAUACAAGUAUAUCAUACAGUGUUUGGUGCUGUAUAACAGUUGGCCUCUCACUGAAAGUCAGUUGACAUUUGUCCAAGCAUUGAAGGACUUAGAGAAAAAAGAUAUGAAAGAGAAACACGAGGAGUCAGUUACUGUGGGAAGCCCAGAUUCUCAUACUAUUAGUGAGGGGCAAAAAUCUUCAGGAACUUCCAAAACAACAAGGAAAGGCAAUGAAAAGUCUUCUGAGAAAGAAAAGGCAGCCCAAGAAAAGCAAGCGUCGCGCAUUGAGCCUCAGACGUCGACUGUUCACCCUCAACAAGAAGACCCAAACAAACCCUACUGGAUUUUGAGGUUGUUCUCUGAACACAGUGAAUCAGAAUUCUUUGAAGUAAAAAAAGAUACAGAACGAGCAGAUGAAAUCCGAGCCAUGAAGGAAGCCUGGGAGAAGAAUGAACCGGGAAGAGCAGUCAAGGCAUCUCAGGCUCGGCUGCGGUACCUCAGCCGGUUAUUUAAGAAACCAUUUGAUGUCCCCGAAAGUGUGACUGUGAGCGAAACCCCCGCUAAGCCCAAAGAAGAAGCAGGGCCACACCCACGAGCCUCAUCACUUUUGAAAACAUCUCCACGACUCAUUCGAAAAGCACUGGAAUUUACAGACUUAAAUCAAUAUGUACGGAAAACAAAGGAUGAAGCCCUGCUGCAAACAGAUGAUCUGAAGCAGCAGCAAGCGAUGCAGAAGGCAGAAGAAAUUUAUCAGUUUCAGCAGUACAGGCACAGUAUCCUUAGCUCCAGAGAGACUGAUAGGAAAGAACAGUUUAAUGAGGUCCUGAACAAGUACGCACAAAUGCAGGACUCCUUAGAUGAAGCCCGACAGAAAAUCUUGGACAUUCGAGAAGAGUACAGACGGAAGGUGCUAGAAGCCCAGCGCCUAAAGUUGGAGGCACAAACGGCUCAGGAGUCAGAGGCAGAAAAGAAAGAGACAGAAAAGAAGGCCCCAGUUCCUGCCACCCAGAAAAGAAAGAAAAAGUAACCAGUACUACUUGUCAGUUGAAGAAAACACUGACUAUGAAGCCAAGUGAAAAUAGACAUUUUCAUUAUUUUAGAAAUAGUUUCUACAUUUUAACAUUAGUUUUUUGCAUAUAGUUAGCCUCUGUAGCCAUUAGGGUUUAAAAUGGUCUGAUUUCAAUAAUAGCAAACAUUUAGGUUGUGUGAUAUUCUGAAUUACUUCCAGUUUUAAUUGUUAGUAAACCAAGAUCAUCAAUGAGCCAGCUGGCUUGUUUUUGAAAAAUUGAACAACAUGCAAAAUAGUUGUUGACCUUAAAAGAAAUUUUGUUUCAAAUUAUAAGACUUUAAAUAUUAAUAAAUAUGCCUUGGAACUGUGUUAUUGUUACAGAAGCUGCACUUCAAUAAAGCUCUUUCAUUGGCAAAGCC
Messenger RNA from Cavia porcellus (domestic guinea pig), 5919 nucleotides. RefSeq names its product androglobin (gene Adgb). The transcript has 35 exons. Bases 791 to 5518 code for a protein of 1575 amino acids. The record is from RefSeq and is a predicted model, not a curated record. Lineage: Eukaryota; Metazoa; Chordata; Mammalia; Rodentia; Caviidae. Gene Ontology annotation, biological process: proteolysis. Gene Ontology annotation, molecular function: calcium-dependent cysteine-type endopeptidase activity; oxygen binding; heme binding.